AUGCCGCUGGAUACGAUAUACCUCACCCGGCACGGGCACCGUCUCAAUUGGACGAUUGACCUCCGCACCGGCACCUACAAGUCACAAUUCCCAACUCCUACAGGCAAUCCAGCAGACCCAGCCUUGACGGCGCAUGGUGUGCGCCAGUCCUAUGAGCUUGCCGAACACAUCGCAGGCUCAGACUUCCACCCGAAGCCCUUUCGUAUAUACUCGAGUCCCUUCUACAGGUGCCUGCAGACAAUCCAGCCUUCCGUCGAGGAACUCAAGCGUAAACAACAAGACAACUUCAGCAAUGGGCAUGGAUCGAUUGAUGCAGCCGCCGAUCUUGAUGUGCGACUGGAGAAUGGACUCGGAGAAUGGUUUGGCCCAACGACCUUCUUCGAACACCCCUCUCAUCCACCUCCAUCAAUCAUGCGUGGCCAUUUUCCAACUUUGAUCGCAGAUUCCCGCGAAAAGAAAUACGCAUCAUUACUCAUGCCCUCCUCGCGAGGCGAAACAAUCGCAGAGCUACACAACCGCGUUGCCACAGUCUUAGAAGGCAUAAUAGAGGACGUGGACGCUGAAAUAACGGCGCUCGAAGCCGAUCUUAAACCCGAGCACCGCACGAGCAAAUCGAUACUUAUUUGCGCCCACGCGGCGCCUCUGAUCGCCAUGGGCCGAGCAUUAACGGGCCUCAUGCCAGAGGAUACUUCCAUCGAAGAUUUCCAUGUAUUCACCGCUGGACUGAGUACUUUCCAGCGCCGGGCGACUGUGAAGUCUCCAUCACAGGGUAGCGCUCAGUCCCUCCUUGCUAAGGGCACGAAACUGUUCCGCGCCGACACUGUUCCUGAGUGGGAGGGUGGUCGUGGUGUUGGAGGUGGAUGGGACUGUGUGUCAAAUGGGGAUUGUAGCUUUUUGUCCGGAGGUGCUGAGCGAGGAUGGCAUUUCAGUGGCGAGGAAGGGUUUGAUACGGGACCUAUGGCGCCGGCUUCUGAGCCUCCUUCUGUGCAGGUUGACAGAUCUGGGACUAAGUUGUAA
Molecule: messenger RNA, 1017 nt
Organism: Penicillium maclennaniae
Lineage: Eukaryota; Fungi; Ascomycota; Eurotiomycetes; Eurotiales; Aspergillaceae
Exons: 4
Coding region: 1-1017 (338 amino acids)
Source: RefSeq, a predicted model, not a curated record